Molecule: messenger RNA, 7002 nt
Organism: Porites evermanni
Lineage: Eukaryota; Metazoa; Cnidaria; Anthozoa; Scleractinia; Poritidae
Source: the annotation of a GenBank genome assembly
UAUAACAUAACAGGAUUCAAAUUUCAACUGGCAGAAGGCACCCAGUUGGCGAAUUACAAGGGUGGCCAAGGAUUUGCACUAGGGAAGACCGAGAACAAAUCCAGCAAGUGGCCAGAGCAAUACUCGAACCCCGGGCUGCUGGAUCUCAAGUCUGACACAUUGACCACUCGGCCAGGCUGCCUCCUGAUAGGGGUAAAAGGAUGAAGGCCAUGCAAGAAUGGAGGAAAAAUAAACCACACUGUAGCUUGCCAUUUCUGCCUGCACUAGCUGCAUUCAGAGAUUCUAACCCUCUUGAUUUGAUUUGUUGUCUCCUACUCUCCCGAUUUUUAUCAGAUUCUACCUAUUUAUCAUUAACCUCUGAAAACAAGGGGAAAAAUUGCUUAUCUUAAGUAUUUUUUUUGUGAUCUAAGUGUAAAAUGUUGCGUAUUACUCUUUCCUUUCCUAUAAUGUCUUGUCCAGUCUCUCCAUUGAACACUGCAUUUUCUGCAGACUCAUAAGGCCAGCAGUCUAUACAGAAGGUUUAGAGUGUCUGUGAAAAAAGUACUGAGCAUAACAGAGCCCAUGCCAGUGUUGUCUUCCACUGAAUGCAAUCACAUUUUUGUCUGCCUCAUGCACAUUACGUUUAUAAUGAUUUUCAAGUGGCCAUGGUGUAAAAGCAGUAAAAGAAAUAUCUCUGUUUCUGAACAUUGGUUUAACAACAGCAAAGAAAAGCCCAAAGACAUCUGUGAUAAUAAUAAAGACCUUACAGAAUACCACAAAAAUGAUGUGAAAAUGAAGGAACUGCCACUUGAGAGAAACUAAUUUAAAAUUUCAUGGUUUCUUGGGGGGACCAUACCCCCAGACCUCACUAGAGGCUUGCACCUUAGGAACUUCUGUGAGUGCCUUUGGCGCUAAAAAAUACUCCUAAUUUUCCUUCAAAAGGGGUUGCAAUCUCUGUACAUGUAAGCUUAAUUAGGCACGUGACUUUAAAAAAAAUUCAAAUUAUAACAAAAGACAUUUUCUUUGUCCACCCCUCCCUGGCUGACCCCUCUUCAUCCAAGCCAUUCUGACAGCAGCUGAGUUAACAUUCUUAUCUAAGCCACUACUAUGUAGUUUCCUUUACUCUAAAAUUGCACUGUAAGCUUAUGUUAAACCGUCACAUCUUACCUGUACUAUGAUCAAAACUCUCCAUGGACGUGCAAGAUCAGUGCUUUGUCACUAAGGACGUAAGCCUUCCUGUUCCAAAGAAAGUACUUUCUUUUUAUCUCAUUUAAAUGAUCCAGAAAAUAAUAGGUCAGUGAGGUAAAAGACCAAGCUGCGUUCUGGCAGAAUCCGUGCUUUCAUUUGAAGUUAGUUGGGCAAGGGCGCCAUCAUAAGGCGCCAUCUUGGUUUCCCCUGGUCCCCAAGCUCCACUCGGUAAAAACUUAGGGAGAUUUGCAGAAACAAUGAGUCUAGGUUACCAUUGUUUCAAGUGUUGGAAUAGGCCACUGCAAAAAAAUACCAUAAUAUUGUCAAAAUUGUCCAUUAGGUAGUACUUACUCUUCAAACUAACAACUGCCAGCAACUAAUUAAGCAUCUAAUCUGUUGAUCCAUUACACUUCAGACUUACGACUGCAACCAAACAAAAAAAAACAUUAAAACAACUGAGAUUACAAUUACAAAGAGAUUAAAAUAGAGGGGGGUAGUUGAAGAAUGGAAUAAGGGAAAUGACUGGUCAGGUAAAGUCCUGAAUUUCGCCACAAUAGUACAAGUCAUGUUAAAGGGUGAAAUCUCCUGGCCAAACCAACACUAAAAGCUGGUGUAUACAGUUUGUACAAGAAGUCUAAAUAGAAGUUUAAGAGACUUGUUGGGUCUUUAGAUCUGUUUAGAAAGUAUAGUUAUUAUAUAACUGGCUCUCUGCAUGUACUGUAGACAGAAAGCCUUGUUGAUGCUAUAAAUAGCAAACAAUCCUUGGAGUUGAGGAUUGGAGAAAUUUAAAAGACUUGCAUGUAGCAAGGUUUUGUCAAACACUGUCUAAAAUCUGUUUUAAUAACUGGGCCUUAGAAGUAACUGGGGAGUUGGUCCGUUCUUUCUAACAUUCACAAAUGGUUAGACGUUCUAGUCAAUCUCAGAUGAAGAUAAAAACUGUAGGCCCCAGGCAGUAACAAGGACUUCAACUAAACUGACUCUUUUUUAGCAAAAAAAGAGCAAUUCACUGGCAGACUAGAUACCUUGGCCUCCAGCAGUGACCAGCCCUGGUCCCAGUUGUUAAAAAGGUGGAUAGUGCUAUCCACUCGAUAACUUUCUAUCCACUGGUUCUAAUGGUUUCCCUAACAUUUAUCCACUGGAUAGCAAUUUAUCCGCUGGGUAGUGGUAGUGCCAUCCAAUGUUUGAACAACUGGGGCCUGGUGUUUAUCUUUCCACAACUAAGAAAUGGGUACGAAGGGGAGAGCACCUCACCUGACACCUAAGAAUCUUAACCCCCAUUUUCAUUUCCAUUGGGCAGGUCUGUGCCCAGAAAAACUAGCAAAUAAAGGAAGAAGGAGAGAGGAAGGGGAGCCAUCAGAAGGAAAAAAAUUACAUUAUGUGGUUCCAAAAUUUUCCUUCCCUCCCCCAUGCAAGGGAUUUUUCCUUAGACUCCCCACCUCUCUGGAAAUUCCAGUCAAGCUUCACACAUUUACUUAAAAUUUUUGGGCCUUUAAGAAUCCCCCACCCCCAGGAAUUUCCAGUCCUUCUGUGGGGGAAGAAUGGAUAUUUUCUGGAACUACACAUUGUGGUCACUAAAAAAAGGUUUAAAAAGGGUUUAAUCCUUUAAGUCCCGAGAGUGACCAUCAUUAAUUUUCUAUUAUUAGUACACUGUACAUACAUGUAAUCAGGACACUGGGUUACAAAAAUUAAUAAAAUCAUCACUUAAGUGAAAAUGCUAUGAUCUUAAAUCAAAUUCUCUCAACAAAUUUUUCAAGGAAAUGUAUAGAGCUCAGUGUGGAGAAUUUUAAUGUCGAUAAUAUUGGGGCUUAAAGGGUUAAAGGCUUGUUUAUAGUGGAAACUGCACCUAGCUUAUCCAGCUAGUUUACAGGCCAACUCUUCUCAAAUACUUAGAAACAAAUCAUUCAAAAUAUAACAUAACAGGAUUCAAAAUUUCAACCGGCAGGAGGUACCCAGUUGGCAAUUUACAAGGGUGGCCGAGGAUUUGUACUAGCGAUGACCAAGAACAAAUCCAGCAAGUGGCCAGAGCAAUACUCAAACCCGGUGCUGCCGGAUCUCGAGUCUGACGCGCUGACCACUCGGCCAGGCUGCCUCCUGAUAGGGGUAAAAGAAUGAAGGGCAUGCAAAAAAAGAGGAAAAAUAAACACACUGUAGCAAUGCCAUUUCUGCCUGCACUAGCUGCAUUUAGAGAUUCCAACCCUCUUGAUUUGAUUUGUUGGCUCCUGCUCUCCCGAUUUUUAUCAGAUUCUAUCUAUUUACCAUUAACCUCUGAAAACAAGGGAAAAAAUUGCUUAUCUUAACCAUUGUUUUUGCGAUCUAAGUGCAAAAUGUUGCAUAUUACAAUUUUCUUUCCUAUAAUGUCUCGUCCAGUCUCUCCAUUGAACACUGCGUUUUCUGCGGACUCAUAAGGCCAGCAGUCUAUACAGAAGGUUUAGAGUGUCUGCGAAAAAAGUACUGAGUAUAACAGAGCCCAUGCCAGUGUUGCCUUCCACUGAAUGCAAUUACAUUUUUGUCUGCCUCGUGUACAUUACGUUUAUAAUGAUUGUCAAGUGGCCAUGGAGUAAAAGCAGUAAAAGAAAUCUCUCUGUUUCUGAACAUUGGUUUAACAACAGCAAAGAAAAGCCCAAAGACAUCUGUGAUAAUAAUAAAGACCCAACAGAAUACCACAAAAAUUAUGUGGAAAUGAAGGAACUGCCACUUGAGAGAAACUAAUUUAAAAUUUCAUGGUUUCUUGGGGGGACCAUACCCCAAGACCUCACUAGAGGCUUGCACCUUAGGAACUUCUGUGAGUGCCUUUGGCGCUAAAAAAUACUCCCAAUUUUCCUUCAAGAGGGGUUGCAAUCUCUGUACAUGUAAGCUUAAUUGGGCACGUGACUUAAAAAAAAAUUUAAAUUAUAACAAAAGACAUUUUCUUUGUCCACCCCUCCCUGGCUGACCCCUCUUCAUCCAAGCCAUUCUGACAGUAGCUGAGUUAACAUUCUUAUCUAAGCCACUACUAUGUAGUUUCCUUUGCUCUAAAAUUGCACUGUAAGCUUAAACCGUCAUAUCUUACCUGUACAGCUAUGAUCAAAACUCUCCAUGGACGUGCAAGAUCAGUGGUUUGUCACUAAGGACGUAAGCCUUCUUGUUCCAAAGAAAGUUCUUUCUUUUUAUCUCAUUUAAAUGAUCCAGAAGCUAAUAGGUCACUGAGCAUUUUCUGGUUCGACGCAAGACCGUCUUAGGCACGAAAGUAAACUUCAAUCAACCCGUUCCCGCGGUAGUAUUCCGCGGUAGAACCAAAGGGGACCAGGGGUUCGAGGUGAGCCAUUUUUGAAUCCCUCUAGUUGGGGGAGGGGUGAGGUUUACCAAGAAAGAGGCCCUGCCAGGGUAAAUUCCGACAAGCGACAUGGCCCAAAAAGUAGCGACAGCGCGUAAAAUGAAAUCGCGACAAGAGAUAACCUCCCUCGGCCAAAUUGCGUCAGUGACCGCAAAGCCGACAAUAAGCGACAAGCAUUUAUAAACACCGACGCGACGUUUUAAAAGUCAGACGGGCGACAUGGGACCCCCCCUGGCAGGGCCUCAAGAAAAAGCGAUCAGUUUUAGAGACAUGCAAAAGCCUCCUUUUCAGGCGACUAACCGAAUUUAAAUGUUCUAUUUUUUUUUUCCGCAUCCCAUAUAGCGAUGUUGCUACACAGGCACCCCAUGCCCAAACGCGUGGUAGAAUCUAUGGAAAACCCAUGCAUUUCAUGUUGAAAAAUUGCUUACUUAACGAUUUAUAGGUCUCAUAUUGGAAAGUGCGCAAACCUUCAUUAGUUCUUUUAUAUAAUCAAUGGAUAAGACAGGAUCAUCGCAAACCAACCUUAAUGGUUGGAAAAACAACACAAGAACAAAACAUAGCAAAAUACAGCAACACCAAACGCAAACGCGCAACAUUCAACAGAAAAAACAGGAGGAUAUAGUACCACUAUAGAAUAGGGUGUUGUCCCUGUGCCUAGCUACUAACGAAAGGUGUACAUUUUAUAAUUCCGUGCGCGAUGUAGGCCAGGCAAACCUUUUUUUAUAUAUCCUUUUAAAUAAAGGAUAUAAUAUUUGUAAAUUGGUUAAAUAAAAUUAAUGAUUUUGAGUUGGGGGACAGCAAAUGGUUCAUCCAGUAAGUGUCAUUUUUUUUUUUAGUUAACCGUUAGUUAACCGUAUAGUCUAAGACUGAUCCGUUUGCUUUGUUUUUCUCUUUUUUAUUGUUCGUCUCCUCAUCUAAUCCGAAAGUUCUAGGCUCCAGGAAGCCUGGCAUCUUUUUUUCUGGCUAGCCCUCAGCUGAAACCUAAUCCAUUACAUAUUCCUUAUUCUCACUGUUUCCAUGUAAUGUUUCAAGCAGAGACUCAGUCCAGUGUCAGUCGACUAGCCUUGAUUCUGUCUCACUAAGUGCAUGCGACUAUCGCACUCGACCAGUAUACUUCAUGACUUUUUCGACUAUCCACACGCGCACAAUUCUCGCUUACGACGUCCUCAUGUGUCGUAAGGAUGUCGUGGGUCUAAUUUACACGGAACGAUCUGAAGUGAAGUCAUGACGUAUGCCAGUCGCGCACGAUAGUCGUAUUGGUAAUGGUAACAGGACUGAGUGGAGUCUAAUAGACCUUUUUACCGAUACGGCGGCCAUUUUGAAUUAAUUCGAUUUAAGGGGUAUUAUAGGAUGCCCAGUGGGCAUGAGCACAUUUCGUUUGUAUUUUCGAACGCUUUUCGCGACAUUUUUUCUUAAAGUUUUCUUAGAAUAAGAUUCUAAUGGGAAAAAAGAUCCUUGUGCCGUGUUUGGAUGAAAUAAUGAUCGCCUUUUUCCAGAGAAAUAAACAGUGAAAGUCCAUAUUUCUAAUACUAAACUAGAAAAAGGUGAUGAUUAUUACAUCCAAACACGGCACAUGGAUCACCCAAAAACAUUCCUAAUGAAGAGGGGGGUCACUAAAUACUGCGCGAGCUAACAGUUUGAAUUUACCUGUUUAUUAUUGUAUUUUAAUCGGUAACACCAUGCAUGGUGAAAAAUUUUACUGUAUUAUAAAAGUAUAACUAUACAAGUUUAUUUAAAACAAAACAAUGCUAAUAGUAUUCUAAUCUUAUACACUAAUCGUACCUCACGAUCAGCUCAAAAAAAAUUACAAUAUGUAUGACGCAUAUUAUCACAAGAAGUCUUAUGUCUUUAUGGAAUGAUUUCCUUUUAGUGUCACGUAUAUAUAUUUUUUUAUUUAUUCUAUGAACCAAGAUGACUGCCUCUACAAUGAUUAAAUGAACAAUGUGAGUUUCAUUUUUAAAUGAUUUAUAAGAUCCCGAAAAAACCCCCUAUCUACCAUAGGAAGAUGUUGAGGAGUGGCAGUUUCCCAGAAUUCUUUACUGAUCUCUUAAAAAGACAUAGGGACAAAGACAGGAAAGAAGAAGAAUUAUUAUAUGUUACUAAGCUGCCUAGACUGUUCUAAACGCCUGGAACCGACAAGCAACCAGAGAGGAAAGUAGACUAUGGCUGAUUUAGCAACAGAACGGGAAAGUCAGUUGACGACGACGCGCGUAAAUUAAACAACUGGCUUAACCAGGCGUUCAGAACUGUCUAGGCAGCUUAAUAAAUGUAACAUACAAUAAUUUGUCUCUUUAUAUACAAAAAGGAUAAGUAUUUUCUCUAACCUUUAAGUAUCCUUGUUUUGAAUACCACUUUAAAAAACUGAUUUGGUGGGAAAUCAUGCCACAUAUGAAAAAAAAAGCUACGAAGCGGAAAGGUACCUCUUGUGGUCUUGUAAACAGUUGGAAAGAGCAGUCAUCUUUCGUAUUGAUGAGGCACACAAAAACAAACUAGACAAACAAGAUCUUUUGCCCCCCUUUUAA